ACUGUUCAACCGCCGCUAGCCCUCAACGAAAACACGCCAAAGAAUGCAUUUCAAAACCAGUUGGGUUAUUGCGAACCUUUUACAGUAGAAUUAAUAGCGGGACUUGUUUCGAAAGAGGCACGUCAAAUAAUCGAUCCAGGAUCACGUCCGCGGCAAAAGCAAUUGCGAUACGAUCUGUUUACACGACGGAAUCCACACACACGACAAGUACUGUUAACUGGCGACCGAAACCGGCUGUUGACCUCGAACUUUAAUGCCACUUGGCCAGUCAGGUUAUCCAUUCAUGGUUGGAACGGCCAAACCACGACUUGCUCGAAUGCCGCCAUUAAAGAUGCGUACCUCGCAAAGGGCGAUUACAACGUGAUCUUAGUUGACUGGUCGGAUUACUCGUUGGACAUAAAUUAUUUUCGCGUUGUUGUGGAAAUUUCCGAAAUCGCACACAAGCUCAACGAGUUCACACGUUUCCUACACAACCAAACUGCCGUUCCCUACAAUGCCAUGUAUUUAAUAGGACACAGCGCUGGCUGCCACAUCGCUGGCAUGGCGGGCAAGUUACUGCAACCCGACAAAUACGGUGUCAUCUACGCACUAGACUCUUCUGGGCCCGUACAUCGCACAUUGGACGCGAAAUGGCGACUCGCACCAACCGAUGCCGUCUAUGUGGAGUCCAUACAAACCGACAUAGCGUUGUUUGGUUUCCCCGCCGACAACCUAGCACACGCCUCUUUCUACCCCAACUGGGGCUUGGGUCAACCACAUUGUCCCAAUGUGACCACAAUGGAGCCGGACUUCACUUGUGAUCAUUUUGGCGCUUUAUACUACUUCGUGGAGUCCUUGCAGAAUCCGUCGGCUUUUGGCGCGAUCAAGUGCAAGAAUUAUGACAGCAUCGAAAACUCGAAAUGCGGCUGCGGCGCGCGCUGGUGCCACGCCAGUGCAUUCAUGGGCGGCGAUCCGGCUGUGCCGAAGAAGGGCGUCUUCUAUUUCAGCACACGUGCGACAAUGCCCUUCGGUUAUGGUGCGAUGUGCCGUAUGAAACGGCCUAUAAGGCCCACUAUAGCGCGUAUCUCAUAAG
Bactrocera tryoni is the source of this 1072-nucleotide messenger RNA. RefSeq names its product phospholipase A1-like. The record is from RefSeq and is a predicted model, not a curated record. Gene Ontology annotation, biological process: lipid metabolic process. The annotation marks the transcript as partial. Gene Ontology annotation, molecular function: lipase activity. Lineage: Eukaryota; Metazoa; Arthropoda; Insecta; Diptera; Tephritidae. The transcript has 2 exons.